UUCCGCCCACCGCGUCAGUUUCUAGAUCAAGUAUCUUGUACUCCUGUUGUACUGUGAAAGCCCUCAAAGACUUUCAUUUUUUUAUUUGCUCUCUUCUUCUCUCAGGUCUUCUUGAGCUUUGUAUCAACUCUUUUUCGGUCUAGUAUCACUGUUGGCCGAAACCUCUCACAAUGGCUUCUCAACUUCUUCCUCUUGAGCUGAUCGACAAGUGUGUCGGCUCCAGAAUCUGGGUUAUCAUGAAGAAUGAUAAGGAGUUCUCUGGUACAUUGCUGGGAUUCGAUGACUACGUCAACAUGGUUUUGGAAGACGUGACAGAAUUUGACUACUCUGGCGCGCAAGUCAAACUUCCUAAGAUAUUGCUCAAUGGCAAUAACGUUUGCAUGUUGAUUCCUGGAGGCGAAGGGCCAGUUGGUAGCUCAUGAACCUCAUGAUAUUCACGAUGUUUCAAGCUUUGUUUCAAUUAUCCAAUGAAUAUU
Molecule: messenger RNA, 476 nt
Organism: Aspergillus uvarum CBS 121591
Lineage: Eukaryota; Fungi; Ascomycota; Eurotiomycetes; Eurotiales; Aspergillaceae
Product: RNA-binding protein LSM5
Exons: 6
Coding region: 171-422 (83 amino acids)
Biological process (GO): mRNA splicing, via spliceosome
Cellular component (GO): Lsm1-7-Pat1 complex; U6 snRNP; U4/U6 x U5 tri-snRNP complex
Molecular function (GO): RNA binding
Source: RefSeq, a predicted model, not a curated record